AUGCUAGUCCUGCCAGACAAUUUCGGCCUUGUCGAGCCCGGGAUCUACCGCUGCUCCAAAAUUGACUCUGACAACUUCCCAUUCCUCGAAACACUUAGACUCAAAUCCUUAAUAGUGCUAGAUGCUGAGAAGCCACCCCGUACCUUGAACAAUUUCGUUGAGGCCAACAGGAUAGAGUUGUUCAAUCUUGGUAGUCUUAAGAUAUCCAAUCAUCAUCACAACGCCAAGAGAAACUCCACUACCAACGACGAAGAGGAAGAAGAUACCGACGGAAGGUCCAGCAAAGGCUCCCUUGACAAAGUGGAUCAAUACGAUGAAAAGGAUACCAUCGAUGUUAUAAACCUUCACAUAAAAAGGCCCAAGACCGACCAAUGGAUGUUGAUAGAAAAAAAUGUGAUACUGAAGACAUUUGAACUACUUCUCAACAAAUCCAAGCACAAUAUACUCUUGGUGGACUCCACAUCGACAUUGAUAGGUAUACUAAGGAAGAUCCAAAAAUGGAACUUCAACUCAAUUCUCAAUGAGUACAAGACGUAUACUGGCAACUCCUCCAAAAGCAAUUACUACGCUGAGAAUUUCCUUGAAUUGAUCCAAGUAGAACUCAUUCCCCACGAAAUAGACCAGGUAAAAGAACAACAAAAACUACAACAGGCAAGAGAAAUUAAAUACGAGGGGGUUCCACAAUGGCAGACCUCCUACUUGGAUCCCUCCGAUUAUGGAAUCAAAAGUCCCGAAGCAUUCAGAAAUAAGAGAAAAGAAUCGUUAGAGGAUGCGGUUCACUGGGAUGAUUCUGAUGAACACAGCAUAGAUGAUGAAGAUAUGGACGACGAUGUUCUAUCUGCAUCACCCCAGAUUCCAGCCAACUUGUUGAAGUUGGUAGAACAGAGAAAGCAUGACAAAUUCAGAGAUCAAGACUCGGAACCCACUGUAACUCCAGGAACUUCGCCAAAACUUGGUAGAAGUAGUCGACACAAUAGUUUCAGCAGUGACUUCUUGACAACUGCGAGAGCUAACCUUGACAGAAGAAGAUCAUCAAUAGAUUCGAAAUUUAUUCGGAUGAACAGCUCCAAGUUCAGGAAUCAAAACUCACCCAUCCAGACAGGAUACAGAUCGUCUAUUGAAAGUACUUCGCCGGUCUUCAAGAUGGUUAAAGACAGACCCAAAGACUCGAGAAAUUUAACCCCUACAGAAAUCGAAGCAGUGAAGCAAAAAUACGAUUUUAAAUAUUAUAAAAAUUUGAAUAAGUAUCCUGUGGACUUUGAGAAUGUUAGUGUCAUUAAAUUGAAGUUGCCUCCGGAUAAUAGAUUACCAGAAUGGUUCAUCCGAGGACGGGACUAUUGGGAGUCGAACUUAAAGAGUCUCAAUCAAGGUAUUUAG
Molecule: messenger RNA, 1377 nt
Organism: Suhomyces tanzawaensis NRRL Y-17324
Lineage: Eukaryota; Fungi; Ascomycota; Pichiomycetes; Serinales; Debaryomycetaceae
Exons: 1
Coding region: 1-1377 (458 amino acids)
Molecular function (GO): phosphatase activity
Source: RefSeq, a predicted model, not a curated record